Molecule: messenger RNA, 918 nt
Organism: Trichomonas vaginalis G3
Lineage: Eukaryota; Parabasalia; Trichomonadida; Trichomonadidae
Exons: 1
Coding region: 1-918 (305 amino acids)
Source: RefSeq, a predicted model, not a curated record
AUGUUGUUGAGUUUGCCUGAUGAUCAACUCGAUCAAGCAAUCGAAAUGGCAAAAAGUGAGUAUUAUUUGUGGCCAUUGUUGUUUAUUUGGGCGAUUUCGACACAAAGAAGAAUCGCUUUUAAUUUGAUGAAACAAAAGUUUCCUGAUAAUGAAAUAUCAAAUCAUCUUUUCAAAGUUAUGAUAUAUACAUUGACUAAAGGAACGAGACAUCAAACGAUUGCAUAUUUGGAUUUGGAUAAUGUCAUCGGAUCUGAAAAUAAUUUGUCCGAAAUCAAAUUUAACAUCGCGAAAGAAAUCAUAUAUUUGGUGAUGAACCAAGUUGUCGAUCAAAAGGCUAUUUAUUAUAUAAUAAUUACAUGGAGAGCAUGGAUGUUGAAAUUUGGAUUGAUUCCUCUGACAAAUAUAAUUUUGGACAUUUUGAAUUACGAAACACAGAGUAUUUCUGAUAAAAACAAAGUUAAAUUCAUGUAUUCAUCUGUUGCAUAUCUGUUGGUAUCAACAACAGAGAAAAAUGAUGCACAACUGCAUGAGCUGAUUAAAGAAAUCUCUGUCAUGAUUAGUAAUAAUGACAUUGAGAAGAUUCCUGGUGCUUUCGGAUUGGCACACUUUGUAAUUGUAUUGAUUCUUAGUAUCGAUGAAGACUGGGAAGACUCAUUCAACAAAAUAAUGGAUAACUGUCGAAUGAUUCUAUCAGAAAAGUGGGACAGUAUUAGUCCUCCGAUGGUUUUCGCAAGAACAAUUGUCAAACCCUCAAUUUAUAUUCCAAUCGUUCAACCUUUGUUGCCUGCUGACUUAUUUUCUGUUUUAAUACAAAAGAAUGAGUGGAUAUCUGCAAUAGACUACUUUAUUGCAAUGGGAAUAUCUAACAAGAGCAGCUCUGAAGAAUCUCCUGACUUGAUUUACUCUGAAAACUUAUAG